GGUUGCCUCAGAGUGAGAAGGACGGGCGCCGGCCGGGAGAGAGGCUGCGGGGUCGCCUGGGAGACGGGCGAGGGUCCUGCGGGCGCCAUGGCAGAGACUCAGGCUGGGGCCCUGGGCCCGCUGGUGGGGGCCAUCGACCAAGGGACCAGCUCCACGCGCUUCUUGGUUUUUAAUGCAAAUACAUCUGAAUUGCUGAGUCACCAUCAAGUAGAAAUCCAGCAGAAAUUCCCUAAAGAAGGGUGGGUAGAACAAGACCCGAAGGAAAUACUACAAUCUGUUUAUGAAUGUGUGGAAAGGACAUGUGAAAAACUGAACCAGCUAAAUGUAGAUAUUGCCAAUAUAAAAGCUGUUGGAGUCAGCAAUCAGAGAGAGACAACUGUGGUUUGGGACAAACUAACUGGAGAGCCUCUUCAUAAUGCUAUUGUGUGGCUUGACCUGCGUACCCAGCCUACAGUUGAAAGACUACUUAAGCGAAUUCCAGGGCAGAAUAAAUCCUUCAUAAAGAGUAGGACUGGCCUCCCACUUAGCACAUAUUUCAGUGCUGUGAAACUUCGCUGGCUUCUGGACAAUGUGCCAAAGGUCAAGCAAGCAGUUUUGGAUCGGAGAGCUUUGUUUGGCACCAUUGAUUCAUGGGUGAUAUGGAGUUUGACAGGUGGAAAAGAUGGAGGUAUCCAUUGCACUGAUGUGACCAAUGCCAGUAGAACAAUGUUGUUUAACAUUCAUUUAUUAGAAUGGGAUGAGGAACUUUGCAAGUUUUUUGAAAUUCCUAUGGAAAUACUUCCCAAAGUGCGGAGCUCCUCAGAGAUUUAUGGAUUGAUGAAAAUUUCUCCUACCUUGAGUUCUGGAGCAUUAACCGGCGUACCAAUUUCUGGGUGCUUAGGUGACCAGUCUGCUGCUUUAGUGGGACAAAUGUGCUUUAAAGAUGGUCAAGCAAAAAAUACGUAUGGAACAGGCUGCUUCUUACUUUGCAAUACAGGUCAAAAGCCUGCGUUUUCUGAGCAUGGCCUUCUGACCACUGUGGCUUACAAACUGGGCAGAGAGAAACCUGUAUAUUAUGCAUUAGAAGGAUCUGUUGCCAUUGCUGGAGCUGUUGUUCGUUGGUUAAGAGACAAUCUUGGUAUUGCAAAGUCUUCAGAUGAAGUUGAGAAACUUGCUGCUGCUGUAGGCACUUCUUAUGGCUGCUACUUUGUCCCAGCAUUCUCAGGAUUAUAUGCACCAUACUGGGAACCCAGUGCUAGAGGAAUCAUUUGUGGCCUUACUCAGUUUACAAAUAAAAACCAUAUUGCCUUUGCUGCACUAGAAGCUGUUUGCUUUCAAACACGAGAGAUUUUGGAUGCAAUGAACAAAGACUGUGGAAUACCAUUAAGUCAGUUACAAGUUGAUGGAGGAAUGACUAACAACAAGAUUCUUAUGCAGCUCCAAGCUGACAUUCUUUGUAUUCCAGUAGUAAAACCAUCUAUGCCUGAAACUACAGCACUGGGAGCAGCCAUGGCAGCAGGGGCUGCUGAAGGAGUAGGUGUCUGGAGUCUGAAUCUUGAUGACCUUACGGCAGUAACAAAUGAAUGUUUUGAGCCAAAGAUCAACCCUGAAGAAAGCGAGUAUCGCUAUAGCAGGUGGAAGAAAGCUGUAAAGAAGUCAAUGGGCUGGGAGACAUCAGAACCUCAAGGAGAUGCUAGGGUGCAUCUUCAAAUAUCAUCAGUGACCAUUUGUAUUCUGCCUACAAACAAAUUGGUAACCUGUACAAGUUUUGCGGGAUAUUUGUAGCAUGAUUCUGUAACUGUAAAUGAGACUCAUUCACACAUUUCCAGGAAACUGCAACAGCUGAAGAGAAUCCGGUGCUCUCUUCCAAUGUGAUGUCAUUGUUUUGACUUGACCACUCUCAAAAUUAUUUGUGGACAUUUAGGAAGACUUGGAUAAGGAACACAGAAGAUAUUGCUGCUACCUGUUCCCUGCUUAACUGUGUAGUGGGAUAGAAGCCUUGGUUAGCUUCCUCAUCUGCGAUCACCUGUUUUGACAGGGAUAAUUGCCAAUAAGAGAAGUUAUACUUUUUAAAAAUCCUUACAGUUCAAGAACUUGGCAUUAUGUACACAUCUGUAAAGUCAUAGUGAUUUUUUUCACUUCCUAGAAAAUUGCCCAUUUAAUGGUCCUGCCAAUCUGUUGGUAGAGAGGAAGGGAACAACAAUGGUUUUUAUCAUGAUCAAUUAUCUUCAUUCAAUAUUGAUGUCUUCAGUGGUGCUUUUUAAACAAACAAACCUCUAAUUAAUGAUGGAUUUUACUCCUCUGUUCAUGUGCAUUAUUUAUCAGUCUGAAGGACUCAAAAUACUGUAAGUGCCACAAGCUUAUAGGUUAAACAUGUAUUUCUCUAUUUGCCAAAAGUAUAUUUAAAUUCCUAAAUAUAUAAACUUCCACAUACUUUGGCAACCCAAAGAACAUAAUAGCAAGGAAGCCAUACAUUUCAAGUACUAUGAUAGCAACUUAGGGCCCAAACAGACAGGCCAAAAUAAAGUUGUUUCGGGUCACUUUGGAGGUAUGCUAUUUAAAUUAUGCAUGUGUCCUAAGAGGCCGGAAGCCACGCCAAAGCCACGCUCCAGUCCUAAGGACUGGAGCACGGCUUUGGUGCAGCUUCUUCCCUCUUAAGAUGGUUGUGUCAUUUAAGCAGCAUACCUCCACAGUGACCCAAAGCGGCUUUAUUUUGGUUUGUCUUUUCGGGACUUAGUAACAAACAGUAGAAGUCAGAAGCCAAGGUGUGAAGACAUGUGUUAAGAAGACUUGUAUAAAUUCAUUUCUCAUGUUCUCUGUUGGUUAGGACAAUCCAAAAUGAAACUUUCUGUUGUCAAUUCUAUAGGAACUGAUUUCAGAAAAACUGGGUACUUUGCCCUCUGUUUAAUUUGUUAUAAAAGUCUGGACCAAAAGUAUUUGGGAUAGAAGUACCAAGAGCUUUCAAAAUGACACCAUCUUACAUUGCCGUGGGUUGGGGGGAGGGGGUCCUAACGAAAACAUCACUGCCAACUCUCUCUCUCUUCUAUAGUCUCCUUUCUUUUUUUCUCACACACAAAAUAGUUCUCUUAUUUUCUCUUUAUGUUGGUUUGUGGUUUGAUCCCCUUUGUCUUCCUUUUUUCUUUCUUUUUCAUAACCAUCUGCUGUCUCCCAUGUCCUUUUUACUAAACUUGGAGAACAGUAAAGGAAUAGAGAAAAGAUGGAAGAGGAAACAAAGAGGCAAACAAGGGUAACGGUCCUUUUCAAAUCUUCCUUCUAAUAGGCUUUCAUCAAAGGCCUCCUUGGAAUUCCUCCCAGGUUCUCUAAAACAUGUACCAAAUGUCUUCCAUGCUGUCCAUUUUUUUACCGCUAAUACUAUAACUGCAACAGGUUUUUAGCUAUGCAUAUAACACUAAAGUGAACUGAAUAUGAAAACUUCUUGAAUGCAGUCUUUCUUAUAUUUGAAGAUAUCAUAGGAUUCUGUAAUAUACUCACAAAGGAUUCCCUCGGGGAUGAGUGGCAUAGUCUACUCCCUGUUAUAAAAAUCUUAUGCAUAGGAAUAUUUUGGCAAAUAAAAGGGCAUGGUGACACCUUUUUAAGUCUGAAUUCACCAAAUUUGGGAGUUUAGUGUAUGACUGUUUUGAAUGAUAGCAGUAUGCUAAGUAUGUGUACUAGGAGCUAAAGGGAACAUUCUUGCUCAAAACAUUAGCAUGUUUGUCUUGUGUGAAAUUUCCCCAUUUUUACUGAAUGUGUGCGUUUCAACAACCUAUAAAAUAAUAUUAACAGAAAAUGUGAAGAAUAUUGAGUCUUUACAGGAUACUUAAUAUAAAUGCCUUUUCAUUAAGUGCAAUGUAAAUGAUGAUUUCUGAAAGUGUAACUGCUGAAUAUUUAUGGAUUGAUGAAAUGUAGGAAUCACUUCAGCAUCGUAACUUAGUCUGGGUGACAAAUGUUUUAGCGUGUUAAUAAAUGUAAUGACAAAGGCAAUUUAGAUUUGUACCAAGACUGUACAUGUAAUCUCAAGAAUGGGAUUUGUGAAACUCAGAAUUUCAUGUCUGUCAUUUGGGUACAGAUAUUGUAUGGCCUGUGGGCCUCAUUUAGCUAUUCACAGGGUUUUUGGUCCAAGUUUUGGGCCAUUACAAUGCAGCAUGUUUUUUCCUGUGGGUUUUAGCAGAGGAAAGUACUAAGGGAGAGGUUUUCUAGUGCAGAUCUUUGUUGAGCUGGAUAUGAGGCCUUUUUUAAAAAAACAAACUAUAAAUUGCAUAGCAUUUGGACUCGGAGUGCACUGUAAUAUGGGUUUUGGAGAUGGAGCUGGUGCCAAAUUCUAAUUCCCUUUUUUCCAAACAAAUGCUGAUACAACAGAUCUUAAAAUAACCUGGAAACCACUUGUUUAUGAGCUGUCUCUGCGUGUGUUCUGCUGCUGUGUUGUAUGGCAUUCUUUGGUGGGCAGUUUCAGCUACAAUUUGUGGGAAUAUGUAGGACAUUAAAUUAUUUUUGUGAGAUUAUAGCUACACUUCUAAUUUUGUACAUUGUACUUAAUUCCACUUUUUCUACAGAACGGAAUCAGUUGUAGAAACCUGUUCACUUUUUGUGAAUAGAAAGAUGAUCUUUCUGUCCCUAAAUUUAACAUUCUUAAAUGGAUACAGUGAAAGUAUACGUAUACCAACAAUACUGCUUGGUGUUGCACUACUAGGAAUAAAUGUGAUUUAAAAUGUGCUAGACCUUGUUUUUUCAAUUAUGUUUGCAAUGAAAGCCAUGAAUAAAAUAAUGAAGUCUG
Sceloporus undulatus (fence lizard) is the source of this 4750-nucleotide messenger RNA. It is a transcript of the gene GK, whose product is annotated as glycerol kinase. Gene Ontology annotation, biological process: glycerol-3-phosphate biosynthetic process; triglyceride metabolic process; glycerol metabolic process. The transcript has 21 exons. The record is from RefSeq and is a predicted model, not a curated record. Lineage: Eukaryota; Metazoa; Chordata; Lepidosauria; Squamata; Phrynosomatidae. The coding region runs from base 88 to 1764 and encodes 558 amino acids. Gene Ontology annotation, molecular function: glycerol kinase activity. Gene Ontology annotation, cellular component: mitochondrion.